AAACACCCACAUCUUUUUCUUCUUACUUUGCUUUUCAACGGGGGGUUGAACUAUAUACAUAUUUUUUAAACUCCGAUCUGACCAAACAAAGAACAUAUAUAUUUUAUCAAAGUCACGCGGAUGGAUAAAAAGAUUGAGUCAAGCAGAUAAUCAGAAUAAUAAAGUCUCCAAGGUGACCAUAAAUAUUUAAAUCAAUAGAGUAAAAGUAAAAAGAAAUAAUUAAAAAAACCAAAAUAGUGAGAAACAGGCAGGCAGGUAGCGGUAGAGACAAUUAGGACAACGAUAGUAAACAAAAAAAGAAAGAAAAAAGAAGUCUAAUCCAAUUAUAAUCUUAAUCUAAUACAUUUUUAAUUUGUUUUUGUCAAGUAAAUCUAAUCUAAUUUCUAAUUCGAUAGAUGAGGGGGUCGUAAGUAGUUAAGAGUGUUUAUCAUGCAUCGAAUCGUAAGUUCGAUUCCCCGCUCUUCUAAUGUUGCUUGUAUCAAAAAAUUUAUAAUUUAAUAGGAGCAAAGAAAUAGGUACCAGCCCAUACAAAGUCACCCAGAAAUAGGGAAUAAAUAAAUAAAAAAAUCUUUUUUUAUUUUUUAUUUUUUCUGGAAAAAAGGGAAAAUUUCUCUCAUUCAGUCAUUCUUUGCUUGCUCCUUUUAACAUCACGGGAUCCCCAUCCCUUUUUUCUCUCUUUCCUUUCGUCUUCCUUCCUUUCUUUCUUUCUUUUAUGUCUUCCAUUUCCUCCUCUUCCUCACCUCACUACCACCACCUGAACUCAACUUCUCUACAUUUGGGUUUCACUCUCUUCCUUCUCUCUGCUCUGCUUUGCUCUUUCUUCUAACAAAGAGCAUUGAAGCAACAGAGAAAGCUUGAAAUUAACAAACUCUGUAUUUUUCUGUGUGUUUCUGGGAAGCUGAGGCAGUGAAGAAAAUGCCCCACACUACUGGCAAAUCAAUGCAAGAAAUGGGCUUUGAUUCUCUCACGAGCCGCUUCCGUGACUCACUGAGUUACAACAGCGACACCAACAAUAAGAACAAGCCCGAUUUCAAAGAACUCGAUCUGGGUUCACCCGUUUCGCCAUUGAUGACCCGGAGCUCUGUCAGUGGUGGCAAUGGCGGUGGUGUAGCCGCAACCACUUCAAGCUGUAGUUCAGGUACUUCUUCUGGCUCAGUUUCGAGCAAAACCAGCAAUGCCCAGUUGGGCAAAAGAUCGGAUUCCAAAUCCAACAACCACUCCGGCGAGCUCUCGGUCUCGUCCGAAACAAGCCCGAGAGCCUCGGAGACGGGCCGAUCCGGUACGACGCCGCGUAAUUGGAAGCCGGCUCACCGGAGAUCGGUUUCUGCUGGACCACCAUUGAUCUACUCUGGUGGAAGCGUCAAUACCUGUAUCAGCACUAAUGCGAGUACUAAUACAGCAACUUCUUCAUCAUCUUCUACUUCAAUUGUCUCAACGACCACUGUGUUUCCAAGCGGCAAUAUAUGCCCAUCUGGGAAAAUCACUAAAUCUGGAUUGGCCUGCAGAGCAAGCAACAAGACUGAUGUUUUGGGGUCUGGGUGCGGGAACUAUGGUCAUGGCAGCAUAGUGAGAGGCGGAGGUGUGAAAUUAGAUUCAAAUGUUAAUACAAGUGGUGGGAGUAAUGCUAAUGUACAGUUGGGUGGAGAGUCUGUGAUGGGGAAGAGGGCAAUGGGGAACUCUGAUCCAGAGGAGGUGAAGAAGGCUGGCAAUGAGCUUUACAGAAGAGGCCAUUUUGGUGAGGCAUUGGCAUUGUAUGAUCGUGCUAUAUCAUUGUCUCCGGAAAACGCCGCCUACCGGAGUAACCGGGCGGCGGCAUUGACGGUGCUCGGGAGGCUGCCGGAGGCCGUGAGGGAAUGUGAGGAGGCUGUCAGGUUGGACCCUGGUUAUGGAAGGGCGCAUCAACGGUUGGGUUCUCUGUAUCUUCGUUUUGGGCAAGUUGAAAAAUCCUACCGUCACCUCUGUAUUCCUGGCCAACAGCCGGAUCAGUCUGAGUUACAGAAGCUGAAGUCACUCGAGAAACAUCUGAAACAAUGUGAGGAUGCCCGUAAGCUUGGCGAUUGGAAAAGUGUGCUUAGGGAAUCUGAGGCUGCCAUAGCAACUGGAGCAGAGUCCUCUCCUCAGCUAGUGGCUUGUAAAGCAGAAGCUCUAUUGAAGCUACAUCAACUCGAAGAUGCCGAAUCCAGCUUAACAAACACACCAAAGUUUGAAAAUUACCCUUCUUCUUGCUUGCCAACCAAAUUCUUUGGUAUCCUUAUUGAAGCUUAUGUACUGUAUGUGAGAGCCCAGGUUGAGAUGGCAUUGGGAAGGUUUGAGAAUGCAGUAGUAGCAGCAGAGAAGGCUGGACUGAUUGACUGCAGUAAUGUUGAAGUUAUGAGGGUAUCAAAUAAAGUGAAGAAGGUUGCAAAUGCUCGUUCCCAGGGCAACGAUCUUUUUAGCUCGGGAAGAUUUGCUGAAGCCUGCUCUGCUUAUGGAGAGGGCCUCAAAUAUGAUAGCUCCAACUCUGUUCUCUAUUGCAAUAGAGCAGUUUGCCGGUCUAAGCUCGGACAAUGGGAACAGUCUGUUGAAGACUGCAAUCAAGCCCUCAAGAUUCAACCUAAUUACAUCAAAGCCCUUCUUCGAAGGGCUGUCUCUAAUGCAAAGCUUGAUCGAUGGGCAGAGGCAGUAAGAGAUUAUGAAGUCUUGAGGAGGGACCUUCCUGGAGACAAUGAGGUUGCUGAAUCUCUUCACCGGGCGCAAGUUGCGUUGAAGAAGUCUCAUGGAGAGGAACUUCAUAAUGUGAAGUUUGGUAGUGAAGUGGAAGAAGUUUCUAGUUUGGAUAAGUUUAAAGCUGCAAUAUCAUCACCUGGUGUUUCCGUUGUGCAUUUCAAAGUUGAAUCCAAUGAGAAAUGUGAAGAAAUAUCCCCAUUCAUAAAUAUGCUUUGUGUUCGAUAUCCAUAUGUUAAUUUUUUUAAGGUGGAUGUGGAGGAGAGCUUAUCCAUAGCGAAAGCUGAGAGCAUAAGAACCAUUCCAACAUUUAAAAUUUACAAGAACGGAGAAAAGGUUAAGGAGAUGGUCCGUCCAAGCCAUCAGUUCUUAGAGGACUCGGUGAGAACCUGCAGCCUCUAGCAGACUUGCCCAUUUCUGGUCUGUCCUCAUAUUUUAUGGUAAUUCUCCUGGUAUUUACCAUUAAUCAUUUCAUACUAGGAUUACCAUUUUUACCUGUGUCAUAAUCAGCAACUUAAUUGUUUCAGAAUUUAAAGGCAGAGAAAUCCUGCAGAGAGAAAUAGCUUGUUAGUCCACAUUUGGAAUUAUAUACAUAUAUAUAUUUUUUAUUAAUUUUCUCUCUAGAUUUUUCCAUGCCUUUGGAUUCCAUUGGUUGUCCUUUUAAAGUUUUUUGCUUCAUAAUGCCAGCCUCAUAUUGUGUCCAUGUUCCUGAUUUUGAGUAAAGGAGCUGAGAAAAGUGUAUAGUUAAUUAUUAUGUCUCUUUGGUUGAGUAUUUUGGAGAGAGAAAGAGAGGAGCAGGGGGAGAUGUUGGCUGGUAGGUGGCAUUGUGUAAGAUCAUGUUACAUACACAUUUUUUCAAAUAUAAACAUUUACCUGCUUUUUCUUCUCACAGUGGUUUUUGAUUUUCCAAUUUUGGAUGGAUGGUUCAAUGUAUCAGUAUCAGUUUUGAGACCAGCAGCAUUUAUAGAUUCAUCUCGUAUUUAAAUAUCUGCCCAAAUUCAUUUUUAGGAAUUUUGUACCCAAAUUCAAAGACUUGCCGUUUUUACUUUUCCCUAUUUCACAAAUUUGAAAUCCCCACAGAGUGAAAUAGCCUUUGGUCUAGUGGUAGUUAUCUCCCGUUGGAGUAGUUCCUAAUUCUACUCAUAUGGGGGCGGAUUUGUUGCGAAAAUCCAGAAAAAGAAAGGAAAAAAGGUACGUACGGCUAAUUUUGGCAACAUUAUUGUUAUAAGACCUCCAAAAAAA
Prunus persica (peach) is the source of this 3945-nucleotide messenger RNA. Its product is annotated as inactive TPR repeat-containing thioredoxin TTL3. The coding region runs from base 916 to 3105 and encodes 729 amino acids. The transcript is spliced from 7 exons. Lineage: Eukaryota; Viridiplantae; Streptophyta; Magnoliopsida; Rosales; Rosaceae. Gene Ontology annotation, molecular function: protein binding. The record is from RefSeq and is a predicted model, not a curated record. Gene Ontology annotation, cellular component: cytoplasm.